Molecule: messenger RNA, 537 nt
Organism: Hemicordylus capensis (graceful crag lizard)
Lineage: Eukaryota; Metazoa; Chordata; Lepidosauria; Squamata; Cordylidae
Gene: MRPS17
Product: mitochondrial ribosomal protein S17
Exons: 2
Coding region: 12-425 (137 amino acids)
Biological process (GO): mitochondrial translation
Cellular component (GO): ribosome; mitochondrial small ribosomal subunit
Molecular function (GO): structural constituent of ribosome
Source: RefSeq, a predicted model, not a curated record
AUACUUCAGUCAUGUCUGCCUUGCGGGGAGCCGUCCACGCCAAAUGGAUCAUAGGGAAAGUCAUUGGGACCAAAAUGCGGAAGACGGCGAAAGUGAGAGUCACGAGAUUGGUGCUGGAUCCUUAUUUACUGAAGUUCUAUAACAAACGGAAGACGUACUUUGCUCACGAUGCACAGCAGCAGUGCAUCGAGGGCGACAUAGUUCUUCUGAAAGCGUUGCCCGAGCGGAGAAGCAAGCACGUGAAACAUGAACUGGCUGAGAUAGUCUACAAGGUUGGGCGAAUCAUCGAUCCGGUGACAGGGAAACCCUGCGUGGGGCAGAAGCUCUUAGACAGCGUCACAGACUCGGACAACCUCACCGACAGAGAUACCAGCUAUCUCAGUGAAAAACUCCAAGAACUCACCGUUUCCUCUCCAGACAAAUGAAGGGUGGGAUUGGCUAGUACCUGGGACUUUUCCACGUGUCUCGAUGUGUGACACAAUGUUUGUGUGCUUUCCAAAGUGGUCACAAUUAAUAAUAAACUGGAAUUGAGUUGUA